AUGAAGGGUUUGACCAAGGACCUUAAUCGCUACAGGACGCUAUAUCUGCAGAAGAAGAAUGCUGCCUCGGGGAAGAAGAACAAAGACAAAGACAAAUAUGUCAAUGUUUCUUAUACCCAAGAGUUUGGCAUAUUAUCAGCCACACUAGGGGAUGAACAAAGAAGGAAAAGAUUUAAUGUGGAAGAUUUAACAGAGAAAAAGAAGGAGAAUGGUGAAGAAAAGAACGAGGAAGAUUUUGAGGUGAACACUGAGAUUUUCAGAAAGAAGAAGACGAGAAAAAUGGAGGGCAAGAGAAAUGGAAAUGAUAUAGAGAGCGAGGGAAUCGUUUGCGAUGAAGAGGAGGAAUUUCGUAGGAGUAAAUCGUCGUUUUUAGAUGAAGGAAACGUGAGCCAGCCACUUUUGAUCAAGGAUAGAAGGAAUAAUAGCUCUCAAAUUGCUAUAGUUGGGGCUAAUUUAUGCCCAAUUGAAAGCCUCGAUUAUGAGAUAAUCGAGAAUGAACUCUUCAAAGAGGAUUGGAGAUCAAGAGAACAAAUUCAAAUACUCCAAUACAUUUUCUUAAAGUGGACACUGGCCCUUCUUAUAGGAAUAGUCACAGGACUUGUGGGAUUUUUCAACAACUUAGGGGUGGAAAACAUAGCCGGUUUUAAGUUUCUUAUAACUAGCAAUCUUAUGAUUGAGACUAAGUAUUUUCAGGCAUUUGUAACUUUUGUAGGUUGCAAUCUGAUGUUGGCAAUUGCUGCUGCUUUACUUUGUGCUUAUGUUGCUCCUGCUGCUGCUGGAUCUGGAAUACCAGAAGUUAAAGCUUAUCUUAAUGGAGUUGAUUCUCAUUCUAUGUUGGCUCCAAGUACAUUAUUUGUAAAGAUUAUCGGUUCGAUUCUUGGAGUUUCAGCCGGAUUUGUUGUAGGCAAGGAAGGACCAAUGGUGCACACGGGAGCUUGUGUAGCCUCAUUGAUCGGUCAAGGAGGUUCUAAAAAAUACGGUUUGACAUGGAAAUGGCUUCGAUACUUCAAAAACGAUAGAGACCGAAGGGAUCUUAUAACAUGCGGUGCUGCAGCCGGAGUGGCGGCUGCUUUUCGUGCACCGGUUGGUGGAGUUCUUUUUGCACUUGAAGAAGUAUCUUCAUGGUGGCGAAGUGCUCUUCUUUGGAGAACAUUUUUCACCACUGCCGUUGUAUUGGUUGUGUUGAGAAUUUGUAUUGAGGUUUGUCGGAGUGGAAAAUGCGGUUUGUUUGGACAAGGCGGACUCAUUAUGUUUGAUGUGAAUUCCGCGGAGCCAACUUAUACUGCCGCGGAUCUCUUAGCGGUUAUAUUACUUGGAAUCAUUGGGGGAGUUCUUGGAAGUCUUUAUAAUUUCUUCGUUGGCAAGGUCCUUCGCACUUAUAAUGCGCUUAAUGAGAAGGGUCCUGGUUUUAAGAUCCUACUUGUUGCCAUCAUCUCCUUAUUGUCAUCAUGUUGUUUUUUUGGACUCUCAUGGUUUGCAUCUUGCACUCCAUACCCACCCGGGUACGAAGAAUCGCGAUUUCCCACUUCCGGUCAUUCCGGAAGCUACAAGAAAUUCCAAUGCCCGCCCGGGCAAUACAACGAGCUUGCCUCCCUAUUCUUCAACACAAACGAUGAUGUUAUUCGAAACUUAUUUAGCUCGGGCACUCAUGAACAACAAUUCCAUUUCUCGAACGUUUUGAUUUGCUUUGUUCUCGUGUAUUUCCUUGGCAUUAUCACAUAUGGUAUCGCCAUUCCAUCGGGGUUGUUCAUCCCGGUUAUACUUGCUGGAGCAUCUUAUGGCCGAGUUAUUGGGACCCUUUUCAGUUCUAUAUCUGAUCUAGAUGUGGGCCUAUUCUCAAUUCUAGGAGCUGCAGCGUUCCUUGGUGGAACUAUGAGAACUACGGUCUCUUUAUGUGUCAUUCUUUUGGAACUUACUAAUGAUUUGUUGAUACUCCCCAUGGUGAUGUUGGUUCUACUUAUAUCGAAAACCGUGGCUGAUAAUUUCAACAGAGGUGUGUAUGAUGAAAUGGUGAGUAUGAAGGGUUUACCUUAUUUGGAAGCCCAUCCAGAGCCUUAUAUGAGACAACUAGUUGCGGGGGAUGUUAUAACGGGUCCUUUGAUAACGUUUUUUGGUAUUGAGAAAGUUGGCAACAUAAUUCAUACAUUGAAACUAACUACACAUAACGGGUUCCCUGUGAUCGACGAGCCUCCUUUUUCGAAUGUACCCGAGUUGUGUGGCGUGGUUUUGAGAUCUCACUUGCUUGUUUUGCUUAGAGGUAAGAAUUUUACGAGACAACGUGUGUUGAGUGGUUCGGAUAUUCUUAGGAGGUUUAACGCGUCUGAUUUCGCGAAACCGGGCUCUGGGAAGGGGCUCAAACUCGAGGAUUUGGAUAUUGGAGAGGAUGAGUUGGAGAUGUAUGUCGAUCUCCAUCCCAUCACAAAUGUAACCCCUUAUACCGUGGCGGAGACAAUGUCACUUGCGAAAACUGCUGUCUUGUUUCGUGAGCUUGGACUUAGGCACUUGUGUGUGGUGCCAAAAACACCAACGAGGACUCCAAUUGUUGGGAUAUUAACUAGGCACGAUUUAAUGGAGGCCCAUAUAUUUGGGCUUUAUCCCAAUCUCCGUCCAGAAAUUUAG
Impatiens glandulifera is the source of this 2619-nucleotide messenger RNA. Its product is annotated as chloride channel protein CLC-c-like. Lineage: Eukaryota; Viridiplantae; Streptophyta; Magnoliopsida; Ericales; Balsaminaceae. Gene Ontology annotation, biological process: chloride transport; transmembrane transport. The record is from RefSeq and is a predicted model, not a curated record. The transcript has 8 exons. Gene Ontology annotation, molecular function: voltage-gated chloride channel activity. Bases 1 to 2619 code for a protein of 872 amino acids. Gene Ontology annotation, cellular component: plant-type vacuole membrane; intracellular membrane-bounded organelle.